AUGCGGCUUUUGUACAAUGACCAAGAAAAUAACAAUUUCGCAUUUACCAGAGAACUGGAUGCAGAGAACAUACCCGAUUAUGCCAUAUUGUCGCAUACCUGGUUGCUCAAUAAUGACGACGAAGUCACUUUCGACGACCUGGAAAAUGGCAAUGCCAGAGACAAACCUGGUUAUGCUAAGAUUCAAUUCUGUGCCGAGAAGGCAACUCUGCAAGGCUUGAAGUACUUUUGGAUUGACACAUGCUGCAUUGAUAAAAAGCACAGCGCAGUACUACAGGAGGCUUUAGUGGCUAUGUUUUCCUGGUACCGAAAUGCCACUCGAUGCUUUGCAUACCUCGCUGAUGUUUCAGCAUCUGAGGCCCCUCAGCUGGAUGAAGAAGCAUCGUCAUUGCCAUGGCGGUCUGCUUUUUGUAGCAGCAGGUGGUUCAAGAGGGGCUGGACCCUACAGGAACUUCUCGCUCCACGAUCUGUGGAGUUUUUCUCCGCCGAAGGUGUGGCUUUGGGCGAUAAAAGAUCCCUCGCCCUUCUCAUCCAUCAGAGCACCGGAAUCCCCUAUUCGGCAUUGCAAGGAGUACCUCUGCAAGACUUCACAGUGAAGGAACGUUUUUCGUGGGCGGAAAACCGCCAGACGAAGCGAAAAGAAGAUGUGGCAUAUUGCUUGAUGGGUAUCUUUGAUGCCAUCAUGCCGGUCAUGUAUGGAGAGGGGGAAAGGCGUGCGCUCGAGAGGCUGCGACACGAGAUUUCUAGGAAAAAAGACAAGACCGAUAGUAUCUUGUCCAGGCUACCCAUCGCUUCUGAAGCAGCUUUCAAUUCGAGACAGAACGAGGAUGAGCCAGUGUGCCUGCCUGAUACUCGUUUGGAGCUUCUGGAGAGCAUCACCGCAUGGGUGGACGGCUCUAACCAUGAGAAGUGCAUUUAUUGGCUGAACGGAAUAGCCGGCACUGGAAAAUCCACCAUCGCUCGUACCGUAUCGAGAAGAUUCCACGAACAGGGGAAACUUGGCGGAAGCUUUUUCUUCUCCAAGGGCGGCGGUGAUCUCAACCAUGCCAACAAGCUGGUCACCACGCUUGCCAGACAGAUGGCCGAGAAAAUACCAGCGGCCAGAGGCCACAUAGCCGACGCUAUUACAGAUCCUGAAGAGAUAGUACAUUCUUCUCUUCGAGACCAAUGGACAAAGUUGAUCAUUGGCCCACUAUCCAAGAUAGUCUCUGAUCCUCCACUCACAGUUCUACUCGUAAUAGAUGCGCUGGACGAGUGCGAUAGUGAAAAAGACAUCCAAGUGAUCCUGAGAAUCCUAUCUACUGCGAGACUACUAAGAACUAUCCGGUUACGGGUCCUUAUCACAAGUAGACCUGAGAAUCUGAUCCGACGAAUUGUCCAAAAGAUUCCGGAAGAGGAGCGUGAGGUCUUUGAACUGCACGAUAUAUCCCCCGAAUUGGUAGCGAGAGAUCUCAACAUAUAUUUCGAAAGCAAGUUCACAGAUAUUCGAGAUGAGCGUGGUUAUCCCGACAAUUGGCCUGGGAUGAAAAUCAUAAAGCGUCUGAUUGAGAUUUCCGGUGGUCUUUUUAUCUGGGCCUCAACUGCAUGUCGAUUCAUCCGCGAAGGCCGGCGGCUUGCAAAGAGGCGCAUUGAGACCCUCAUCAAGGGUUAUCGCUCAGGAGCUGGCCCAGAGAAGCAGUUGGAUCAAAUCUACACCGCAGUUCUCGAUAACUCUAUCCCAAAAGGCAUUGAUGAGGAGGAAAGAGACGAGAUUUACUCGACUUUAAAAAGUAUCCUGGGAAGCAUCGUCACACUCUAUUCCCCUUUAUCCCAAGAAUCACUUGCCCUACUCUUGGACAUACCCCUUAAUGAUAUUAGGGAGACGUUGAACGAUUUCCAUACGAUUCUCAAUAUUACCAAUGACACAGAUCGACCUAUCCGCCUACAUCAUCCAACUUUUCGUGACUUUCUUCUGGACAGGAAUCGCUGCAGUGAUGAUAAUCUUUGGGUAGAUGAGAGACUAGCACAUCAUGUGCUGGCUCAAAACUGUCUGGAAGUCAUGUCAAGAAUGCUCAAAAGAGACAUUUGUGGGGUAAGAUCUCCAGGGACUCUGCUCGCAAAUAUAGAUGUUGAGAGGAUAAGGAAAUGCAUUCCGCCUCAUCUUGAAUAUGCAUGCCUGUAUUGGGUUGACCAUUUGCGAAAGAGUGGUGUCAAGCUGAGUGAUGAUGACCCAGUCUGUCGCUUCUUCAAGAGUCACUUCCUUUACUGGCUAGAGGCCAUCAAUUUGCUGGGAAAGACUGUUGAAAUGAGCGCCAUCAUCAGGCUGUAUCACUCCCUCCUGGCGACUGAUAUGAACGAGCGUCAAAUGCCCUUUGUCAAAGACGCCAGACGAUUUAUCUUUGCAUUUCAGAAUGUGAUAAAGCAAGCUCCUCUCCAGAUCUAUUCCUCAGCUCUUGCUUUUAUCCCGCAUACAAAUGAACUGAAACACCAUUUUCGGCCGCAAAUUCAUCCGCGGAUAAAAAAUAUUCAGGUUGCGGAAGCUGAUAUCCCAGAGGCCAAAGAUGAGUUCAACUACGUCAGUGAUCUCGCUUUCACCCCAGAUAGCCGGCACCUCGUGUCAGGAUCCAACUUUCCGGCGGUCAGAACGUGGGAUAUCAAGACCAAGUCUACCCUUCGCAAGUUUGAGGGUGCAAGAGAAAAGAUCAGUUCUGUCGCCGUCUCGCCUGAUGGACGGAUUCUAGCCGCAGGCUCAGAUGACUUCAAUGUCUUCCUUUGGGACUUUCAGACGUCCACCUUGCUCCACAAAUUGGAAGCUCACGGGGGCUGGAUCAACUCAGUUGCGUUCUCGCCUGAUGGCAAACUGCUUGUUUCAGGUUCUAUGGACGAGACCUUUAUUCUUUGGGAUAUUAGGACUGGGAGAUUACUUAAUCGAAUUAGCAAUGAGUCAAGUGGUGUCAAUUCUUUGGCAUUUUCCCCCGGUGGCUUAUGUGUCGCUACGGGCUCUGUUGAUCAAAUUAUCAGGAUAUGGGACCUGAAAUAUACCGACGAGGUUCACAUGAUGUUUGACGGCCACUCGGGAUGUAUCAACUCAAUUCAGUUCUCACCUGAUGGGAAGGAGAUUGUCUCAGGAUCAGACGAUAAAUCCAUCAAAAUAUGGAACCUCGCCACUGGUCUGGAAUACAAGACAUUGAAGGGACAUAAAGAAAGAGUCAUGGCUGUGUCGUUCUUCUAUGAUAUCGAUGCAGGUGUUUGUCGGGUUGUAUCUGGCUCCGAGGACAAGACUAUUAGGAUUUGGGACGUGGCAAGUGGAACGACACUGGCUAUUCUGAAAGAGCAUACGAGUGGCAUCAACUCUGUUACAUUUUCUGCUGACCGGAGUAUGCUUGCAUCUAGUUCCUUUGACGAUGAGGUCCGUCUCUGGGAUACAAAGACGUGGAAUUUGGUUGGAAAGCUUGACGAUUACGAUGAAGACAUUCUCUCAGGAAAGUUGGCAACAUGGCGGCCUUAUGAUCCGACUCUCACAACGGUCGAGUCGAUAUCACACACUGAGGAUUUCACUGGCCAUCCAAACAAAAUAACUCGACUGGUAGCUUCACCAGAUGGACAAUGGGUUGCUUCAAGCUCUCAAAUGCUUUGGAUCCAAAGUGCCAUGAUCAAGUUAUGGCUGAGAGAAAAAAAUCAUUGGAGCCUAAAAUGGGUUCUGAACGGCCAUUCUGCGGAAGUACAUGACCUUGUUUUCUCACCAGAUAGUCGAGUACUCGCAUCGAUGUCAACAAAUGGCAACUUGAUCCUUUGGGACACCGAGACAGGAAGGAUCUCACACACCCUUCGGCAUUACCAAGAAAAUGCACCUGUGGUAUUCUCGUCAGAUAGCCAGCUUCUUGCUUCACUCUCAUCAGCCACUACGAUUACGCUCUGGAACACAAUCAACGGAAAUUCAUUAUCAUCUCUAAAUUUCCAUACAGCUGCUGUCAGAGGGUUGGUAUUCUCACCAGAUAAUCACUCAAUGGCGUCAUUUUCAGAUGACAGAAGCAUUGCACUUUGGAACACCACAGAAGUCCAAAGUUAUGUUCAACCUAUAAUACUGAGCGGCCACUCUGGUCCAGUCACCGCCGUUGCAUUCUCACAUGAUGGUAAUUUGCUAUAUUCCUGUUCGGAUGACGGUGCAAUCCGCCUUUGGAGCAGCUCCGGAGACUCACAUGGUAUGCUCCUAGGAGGCACCGAAAAUGUUCCCAAGUCUAUUGCUGUUUCAGCGGAUAACCAGCGACUGGCAUGUUACUGCAGAAAUGGAAAUGUCGAGCUCUGGGACUUACAAAAAAAGUCCAAGAAAGGAUCUCUAUUUUUGGGACCAAUGAUACGCAAGUUAUCAUUCUCACAAGGUGGCCACUUUCUUGAGACAGACCGAGGGACAUGGCAUGUCGAUGACUUUUUCGCUACUAAUUCUUCACACCUUCAUUCACACUUUAAUCACCAUCACGGUGUAGUUGCAACCCAAGAAUGGCUAAGCAGAGACGGAGAGGAUAUUGUUUGGCUUUAUGAAAAGGAGUAUCAGGCAGCCGACUUGGCUAUAGCAGGCAACGGAGUCAUAUUAGGACACCCAUCUGGAACUAUAUCUUUUUUGGGGUUUUAG
Clonostachys solani is the source of this 4608-nucleotide messenger RNA. The record is from the annotation of a GenBank genome assembly. NCBI's taxonomy places the organism in Eukaryota, Fungi, Ascomycota, Sordariomycetes, Hypocreales, Bionectriaceae.